Molecule: messenger RNA, 5262 nt
Organism: Ramularia collo-cygni
Lineage: Eukaryota; Fungi; Ascomycota; Dothideomycetes; Mycosphaerellales; Mycosphaerellaceae
Exons: 3
Coding region: 1-5262 (1753 amino acids)
Biological process (GO): barbed-end actin filament capping; actin filament severing
Molecular function (GO): phosphatidylinositol-4,5-bisphosphate binding; actin filament binding
Source: RefSeq, a predicted model, not a curated record
AUGGCAUCCACCACAUCCCCUCACGACGCGCCUUCGCAAAACGAGCAGCAGGAUCUUGACCCACAAUCGUUUCUGAUCGCCGUCCGGGAGCUGAGUGAAAAGAAGGAGCGCGAGGACGAGGAGCGCUAUCGAAAGCUGGAGGAAGAGGUCAUAAAGGGACGGGAAGAGCGAGCAGCGCGGCGAGCAGAACGUGCCCGCUCCAUCUCGCCUGAGAAAGCCAACACUUCGACCCCGAGCAACCGCACCACGCGAACGCUGUCGCGAGCGACCACCAAUGCCAGCCUAGCCAGUCCGCCGCCCUUAGCAAUGACGCCGCCCUCAUCCGUCGGCUCGCGCGACGCCGUGGUGCAUAGCGAGAGCCUGCACCGAUUGACCAGCUCAAGUCAGUCGAGUGUCGAUCCCGAGAAGAUGAAUCCCAAGGUGGAAGAUGUGCCCGAUUUUAAAGGCUUCGGCGCAAUCAAAAGAUCCAGCACAAUGAGCGCCUCAAGUGCAUCCUCGGCGACAUCAACAACAACACCGGCCGCACAUCGCAGCUCUGUGCCCGACCCCACCCCGAGUGCCACAAAUCUAGCACGCUCUGGGACACUCUCGUGGCAACAGCGCAGACCGAUUUCGAGAAUUGGCGGGUCCAGCAGCCGGCCUCUGUCUGUCGUCGCUACCCACAACAAUGCCACGCCUUCGAGACCGGAUUCCGUCGAGGAGCCAGAGCCAAGCCGGGAGCAAAUUGCGGCAUCUCUGGGCGCCCGAGACCCAUCGUGGUUCAAACAGACGGCUGAGCGUGGCGUUGGGUCUGCGGCGUACAGGAAGAGCAAAGACGAGGCAGGCAUGCAGGAGACGGCUCCGUCUGAACGAAAAGGACUGCCGGGUCUUUCACAAGAGGACUCUGUUGCAACCGGUCCCCACGUCAGCCCGACAAUGUCUGAGAGCAUCAAGUCUGAGUCGGUAUCGCGAAACUCGCAGCGCGAGAGCGCCUAUUCUGCGGGCAGCCGCUAUUCUGCCACUUCCUCAUCAAGCAGCGUCAAGCCGGAUCUCAGAUCACUCAUUGCGGCAGACGAGGGUCAACGGCGUGUGUCUCCGACCUUUAUCUCGGACCAAGAAUCUACGGCCAGUGCGGAGACUGCAAGCCUCGCGAGAAGCAUUACAAUGUCUAGCUCUCAAGCUCGAUUGACAAACGGUAGCGAGCGUCCCGUGUCUCCAACCAAGGGCAUGGGAGGCUUUGUCCAGAGUGCUAUGAUGAAGCGCUCCGACAGCCAGAAUAAACGAUGGAGCGCGCAGCCCAGCUCAAAUGUGAGCAGACACAAUUCGGUUGCGAGCACCCGCAGUGGUCACGCUGGGCUACAGAACUCGCAUAGCAUGCCGAGACUGGAGGCCGCAGAGCCAAACACAACAUUGGGCGAAGAUACGACCUCCCGUCCUUCUAGCUCCAGCAACCGAGACAGCCCAGGGUCGACCGCCCAGGAAAGCGACGUUUUCGUGAAACCGGCGCUACCUCGCCACAGCCGCAGCAAGUCUGUCGCUUCUACCUACAGCACAAAUGAUGAUUUGCCACAAUCACCAGGCAGUCCUUCUAAACGCUUCAGCCCAAAUAAGUCCAGCUGGCUUGAGAGCUCGCUAACAAAACCGGAAUCUCCCAAGCCAGCUCCAUCCAAGAACUCUGCCCCAUCAUGGAUGGCAGACCUCGCUAGCCGCAAAGCUCAGCGGGCGAGCGUAGACUUGACGCCUUCCGGUGGUGCAUCUACGUACGGCGAGAAAGAGGAAGUUCCAGCGAGACCAGUAUCAAGACCCGGCUCGCCGCUCAAAAACUCCCCUUUCGGACCAAGUUUGAUCAAGCGGCCAGAGUCGAAAACUCUUACUGGCACGGUAGGACCUGUCACCCCAACCGGCAAUGUGAAAGUUGGUCGGCUUGCCGACAAGGACAGCGGAAUGCCACUCGCAUCCUCCCUCUCGCCCGUGAAGCGUACUCCUGAAACGAUGCAAAAGUCCAGCAACACAUCCGACGCUGACGUGCCUAGCAACGAUCAAGGGCCUCCGUCGGUCGAGUCAAAUGCUACGCCUGUCGCAUUGGAAUCUGUGCCGCAAGCCUUUGGUGAACCACAAGGGCCUCGAGAUCAAGCUCGCUCUUCCACGCCGCAACAAUCCCCUGCAGUGGGCAUGGCAUCGACGCCAGAGAUCGAAACGACACGGCCACCCGCGAAGUCAUUCAAAUCUCCACCACCGCCAACAAGCGCUCCGCUCAUGUCAAACUCCACCACUCCAAAGGUUCCAAACGACUUUCGCAGCCAACUUAAGUCCCGCCCUCCGCCUGAAAUGAAGACCAGCGGCCAGCCCGAGUUCCUGUCCAAGUUUGGCAAUCUUCGCAAGACGCAGCCAGAAAAAUUUGUGGCGCCCGAUGUUCUUAAAGGUAACAUCUUGCGCGGCAAGUCUGGGCUCGCUGCCUCUGCAGGCCCUGUCAAGACUGAGCGCAAGGAUGAAUUGAGGGAGAGCCUGUUGGCAAAGAAAGAAGACAUUAAGAAGGCAAAAGACACAGGUCGAGAUCUGCCCGGUCAAAUGCAUGAGCGUAAGACCAGCCAAGUUGCUCAAGAGCCUCCGCCCAAACCCGAAGCUCUGUCGAGGAGGGAGCUAUUGGGACGUUCUGAUAGCGGCCGGAAUGCGCAUCAAAUGGAGAAGACCAGAGAAGCCACGCCGGAGGCCCUCUCGAGGCAUAAGAGCUUGAAACACAAGUCGGCGACCAUGCCUGCGCCGGACAACGGCUCUCCAAUCGACACGGCAAUGAAUACACUCAGCAAACAGGUGAGCGCACCGAGCAGUGCCGCUUCAAAACAGACUGAACAGACCUCCAAGUUGGCAGCUCGUUUCAAUCCCGGACUUGCUGGUCUGCUCGCUCGUGGCCCGCCUUCAACUACGCCCUCCAGAACUGCAUCUCCCGUGACAGAACCUACAUCAAACGGCGCUGUCGAGCCGAGUCCUUCAACCGAGCCGYUUCAAGAUAUGCGGAAAGAUCGCGCCAAGGGCCCACGACGUAAGGGCGGGACGAAGGCGUCCUCAAGCAAGGGAGAUGCAAUCUCGACGCUCGUUGCGGCAGAUCAGCCAGUCAAAACAAUAGAAGAUCAGCCCGUGGUGCAGUCAUCUAAGCCCAUAAGCGCACCCGCACCCAUCGACCCGGCUGUGACCAAAUCACCGCCUAGCCCAAACUUCUCGCGACCCAAGCCGCCGGCAGCAAUGUYAAACAAACCAAGCGUCAGCGGCGGCUCAUUUGAGGCCAAGUCUUUCGAUAUCUCUCGGAGCUCAACACCGCAAUUCGAGGGGCCACCCGAUAGUCCGGUACCAGUUGCGAAGGCAAAGCCGCAGGCUCUUCCCGGUUCUGCUGCUUCCGUGCUAGCAGCUUCAUUGAAGAAGUCAGAUGGAGAUCUAAAGCCAGCCAACUCGACUACCGAGUCGAAUAAAGUUAUCGCCCCAGCGAAAAGCCCUUCGCUGGAUACCAAGCCAAGCGGUCCCCUUGACAAGGCAUCGACAGACCCAAUUGCUGUGCCGGAGUUCAAGGGCUUUGGAUCGAUGAAGAAGCAAAGGGCAUCGCAGCCAGCGGAUGCUGAUAAGGAAAACACAGACGACACCGUAACACCGGUCAAAGCGACGACUUCAUUUUGGGGACGCCGAAUGUCACCCGAGAAGGAUGGCCCGUCUUCAUCCGUUCAGCUACAAACUAAAAAGGAUGAAGACGCCGCGAUGCGAUCAGCUGGACUACUAGCAUCGAAGACUGGCCUCGGAGUCUCCCCUGAUCGGACUGGCGAUCGAUCGGCAACGCCACCUACCUCUGCAGACCUGCCUCCCAAACCUGCGAAGUCGUCCCGGAUCGUGAGUGGGCAGCUUGCAGAGGCUUCUCCCAAUAAAGGUUCCACGAGCUCGGGUUCCUCUGAACGACUAGUCACCGAGGCAGGACGUCUGCUCUUGGACGCCUUCGGAGCCGUACCUAAAUCYCGCACACCGUUGACUAUCACCGCAUCGGCUGUUAUAUCGAGUUGCGACCAGGCCCACGACACAGAGGAAAUGAAGUCAUCGCGGAAAUCGGUGUCGGUCGUGUACCCCGAUGGCUCCUUGCUUACGCUUCCACCGCAAGAAGAGUAUACGCUGUUUGAUGAGUCUGUCUACGUCUGUACCAAUGCCUUUACAAACUCAAAGGGCGUCAAAUCCUCGCAAGUUUUCAUUUGGAUUGGCGAUGCCGCGUUCGGGGCGACUGCCGAUGCAGCAAAUGUGCACGCAAAACGCUUUGCCCGAGAUUGUGGGACCACCACCGUGACCACCAUUCGGCAAGGCCGGGAGUCUGCAUCAUUCUUACAAGCCUUCGGUGGCAUCCUCAUCACACGGCGGCAGUCAAGGGAAACAGCAACCAAGCAGUAUAUGCUCUGCGGGCGUAAGCAUUUGGGACACAUUGUUUUCGAUGAGGUGGACUUUGGCGUGGAGUCUUUACGUGCCGGCUACGUCUAUUUGAUCUCCUUUCCAUACACACUUCAAGAGACAAAGCUGUACCUCUGGAAGGGGUCCGGUUCUUCAGUCGAGGAGAUCAGUGCUGCUCGUCUCGCCGCCAUGGACUUGUCGGAGACUGGCGACAUCAUCGAGGUGACUGGCGGCGCCGAAUUCUCAAGUUUCCUCAAAACCUUCGGCCCAAACACAACCAAAUCAGACAUCCCGAUGGCUUCGGAGCUUUGGGAGCAGAAGGCUUUGGCGCCAGACAAAUUCACGGUGCGACUGUUUAAGAUACAGCAGCCUGAGAUCAAGAACAAUUUAAUCACAUCUUUGUGGAUGCGGCGACCAUCCUGGAAUCGUCUCUCUCCCGCACGUGCGCCUGCGGUCUCAAUGGAAGACAUCAAAGUCGAGGCAAAACACAUCACACCAUUCACGCAGUUGCAGAUGGAAGCCGAGGGUAUCUACCUCCUUGAUGCCUACUGCCACCUGUACAUCAUCAUUGGAUCGCUUUUCCCUUCACAGCCUGACAAUGUCCGGGUCACUCUUCUCGCGCAGGCGCUUCUUUUUGCUUCAGAUUAUGCAACAUUAUCAGCUUCGAUGGAGAACAGACUCGCAAUACCGAAGUGCUCGGUGUUGUUCUCUGGUCUUCCCGAUGAUGUCAAGGUUUUGUUCAGACAUUGGGACGAUAGCAGAGGAUUAUGGGGAACUGCCGGGCUCAUGGCCGGUUCUACCGUCAGUCAGGGACGAGAACUGAGGAUGAUGCCGUUGGAGGAUGUUUUGACCGAGGUGUGUAGAGACUAG